This is a messenger RNA of Eptesicus fuscus (big brown bat), 2111 nucleotides long. It is a transcript of the gene DENND2D, whose product is annotated as DENN domain containing 2D. Lineage: Eukaryota; Metazoa; Chordata; Mammalia; Chiroptera; Vespertilionidae. Bases 126 to 1685 code for a protein of 519 amino acids. Gene Ontology annotation, cellular component: nucleoplasm; cytosol. The transcript has 12 exons. The record is from RefSeq and is a predicted model, not a curated record.
UCGCCGCGCCCGGGCGGGUCCCCGCGGCCUCCCCCCGCGUGAAAGUGAAAGUGUCGGCCCCGCGAGGUCCGCAGGGGGCGGGGCCGGCGCGGACCUGGGAGCGGGCGCCGGGCACCGGAGGGGCCAUGGAUGGGCUCAGCCGCCGCCUCCGAGCCAGCCUGCGACUGAAGCGUGGCCGCGGGGGAUCUGUCCAGGACAGCCCCGGGGAGGCUGCGAAGGAGCCGGAGAGGGCCCCGGAGCACUGCCUGGCCACCUUCGCCGGAGGACAGCAUUUCUUUGAAUACCUCCUCGUGGUUUCCCUCAAAAAGAAGCGAUCAGGGGAGGAUUAUGAGCCCACGAUCACCUACCAGUUUCCCAAGCGGGAGAACCUGCUUCGGGGCCAACAGGAGGAGGAGGAACGGCUGCUCAGUGCCAUCCCCUUGUUCUGCUUCCCGGAUGGGAACGAGUGGGCCCCCCUCACUGAGUAUCCCAGGGAGACCUUCUCCUUCGUGCUGACCAACGUGGACGGGAGCAGGAAGAUUGGCUACUGCAGGCGCCUCCUGGUCUGUGCAGCUCAGAACUGUCCCCUCCUCUCUGCAGCCUGCUGGCGCCACAGCGGGGCCGGCUCAGGCCUCCGCUGCACAAGCCAGGCCCCUGGCAGUGGCGGCUGCAGAGAGCACGGCCCAGCACCCGCUGCCAUCCCGCCGGCCGCGGCCCUCGGCUCCCCAAGGUGUACUGCAUCAUCAGCUGCAUCGGCUGCUUCGGCCUGUUCUCCAAGAUCCUGGAUGAGGUGGAGAAGCGGCACCAGAUCUCCAUGGCCGUCAUCUACCCGUUCAUGCAGGGCCUCCGGGAGGCCGCCUUCCCCGCUCCCGGGAAGACCGUCACCCUCAAGAGCUUCAUCCCCGACUCGGGCACCGAGGUGGGUGCAACAGGAGUUCAUCUCCCUGACGCGGCCCCUGGACUCCCACCUGGAACACGUGGACUUCAGUUCUCUGUUGCGCUGCCUCAGCUUCGAACAGAUCCUGCAGCUCUUCGCCUCCGCGGUGCUGGAGCGGAGGAUCAUCUUCCUGGCAGAAGGGCUCAGCACCCUGUCGCAGUGUAUCCACGCCGCCGCCGCGCUGCUCUACCCCUUCAGCUGGGCGCACACCUACAUCCCCGUGGUCCCCGAGAGCCUGCUGGCCACCGUGUGCUGCCCCACGCCCUUCAUGGUGGGAGUGCAGAUGCGCUUCCUGCAGGACGUUCUGGACAGCCCCAUGGAAGAGGUCCUGCUGGUGAAUCUUUGUGAAGGAACCUUCUUAAUGUCAGUGGGUGACGAAAAAGACAUCCUACCUCCCAAGCUUCAGGAUGACAUCUUGGAGUCUCUCAGUCAGGGGAUCGAUGAGCAACAGACUCCAGAACAAGUCAACGAGCAUGUUUCAGGCCCUUUCGUGCAGUUCUUUGUCAAGACCGUGGGCCACUACGCUUCCUAUAUCAGGUGGGACGCCAACGGGCAAGGCCGCUUCCAAGAACGGGCCUUCUACAAGGCUCUGCCCUCCAAGGCCAACCGCCGGUUCGUGAAGAAGUUCGUGAAGACACAGCUCUUCUCGCUUUUCAUCCAGGAAGCGGAGAAGAGCAAGAACCCUCCUGCAGGCUAUUUCCAACGGAAAAUACGUGACUAUGAAGAACAGAAGAAACAGAAGAAAUCGAGGGGAAAGUCUGUGAAAUAGGAACGGUGGUGAAGGGGAGUGACUAGACCCACAGGCCAGUUGUGGACUUUGGCCCCUGCCAACAUGGCAGGGUAGGCGAAAGCUCUCAGCUCCGGCACCCACAAGUCUUCUCCUGAGUCCUGGGAACCAGGUCUUGCUUCGAGCUGGUGUCUCGAGUUUGGGAUCCCUGGAAUCUGCUUUCUCAAGGCUUCGGAAGGCUCUGGCCUCUGUGCUCAGAGCAGGGCUCACCUUGUGCAGCGGGGACACAGAGCGGAACAGGAGCACAGGUGUCACAGAGACGUAGGCGUUGCUGGAACUGCCCCGUCCCAGGAACCACUAUUACAACACCCUCCGGAGAAAGCAGCUGUGGCCCGAAGGCUCCGGCUCUCCACGUAAGAAGGUCUGUGGACACGCGAGGAUAAGAAUAAAAUGAAAACUUCCUGUGGU